AUGGGAUCCUGCUGCUCGACCUCGGACAACUCGUCCCAGCACGAACUCGACCAACAACCCCGCCCCGCGCAGCCGCCGCCCUCCAACAUGCCGCCCGCCCGCGACCACGUCGUCAGCCUCGACAAGAAAUGGGCCUACCACGCCGUCGACGGCUACGAGCUCAACAACAACACCUGGGGCCUCGAGAGCGCCACCUCGGGCUCCCAGCGCACCCACUACGACGGGCCCAGCCCGCCCGGCGCCUCCGGGGCCGUCGGCAUCGCGUGGUCGACCGACUGGGAGUGGCAGGGCGGCGAGCACAACGUCAAGUCGUACGUCUACGGCGCGCGCCAGUUCGAGCGCCGCCUGCUGAGCGACAUCCGCGCGCUGCCGACCGAGGCCGAGUGGCACUACAGCACGUGGGAUGUGCGCGCCAACGUCGCCUACGACAUCUUUACGGACCCCGACAAGGACCACGCCAACAGCAGCGGCGAGUUCGAGGUCAUGAUCUGGCUGGCGAAGCUCGGCGGCGUAUGGCCCAUCAGCGAGUCCAAGGCGCCCAUCGCCCACGUCGACAUCUGCGGCCACCAGUGGGAGGUGCACUUUGGCUACAACCACGGCGGCGCCAUGAAGGUGUACAGCUUCCUGCCGGUCAACGGCCCGAUCCAGCACUUCAGCGCCGACGUGAAGCAGUUCUUCGACUUUUUGAGCCACCAGUUCCAGUUCCCGCAGCACAACCAGUACAUGCUGGUCUACCAGCUCGGCACCGAGGCGUUCACCGGCGGCCCCGCCGAGUUCGUGGUGCCCAAGUUCAUUGCCGACGUCGUCUGA
Colletotrichum higginsianum IMI 349063 is the source of this 810-nucleotide messenger RNA. RefSeq names its product Glycosyl hydrolase family 12. The record is from RefSeq and is a predicted model, not a curated record. The transcript is spliced from 3 exons. Gene Ontology annotation, molecular function: cellulase activity. Gene Ontology annotation, biological process: polysaccharide catabolic process. Lineage: Eukaryota; Fungi; Ascomycota; Sordariomycetes; Glomerellales; Glomerellaceae. The coding region runs from base 1 to 810 and encodes 269 amino acids.